Messenger RNA from Lathyrus oleraceus (garden pea), 693 nucleotides. RefSeq lists its product as uncharacterized. NCBI's taxonomy places the organism in Eukaryota, Viridiplantae, Streptophyta, Magnoliopsida, Fabales, Fabaceae. The transcript has a single exon. Bases 1 to 693 code for a protein of 230 amino acids. The record is from RefSeq and is a predicted model, not a curated record.
AUGGAAUCAAACAAGAGAAGCACUUAUUCUUUCAAGUUCAAAGAGCCUGAUCUGAGUAGCCUAUGUAACUUGGUUUCUCAAAUGCAUAUGGUAUACAUAAUCAACUUUGGAAAGAACUAUGGAAACUUGCUUAACCUUUUGAAUCAAAAGGUAGACCAUACAUCACUGGUGACUUUGGCUCAGUUCUAUGAUCCACCUCUGAGGUGUUUCACAUUCCAAGUUUUCCAGUUGGCACCAAUGUUGGAAGAGCCUGAGGGUCUCGCUAAAAUUCCCAUGAAGAACAAGUCAUUGUUUGUGAGAAUGGAUAAAUCUCUGAAACAUGAAGUUAUCGCUAAAGCUCUUCACAUGGAUAAGAAAGAAGUUACUUCCAAUCUAGGGGUCAAAGGAAAUACCAAAGGCUUCUCACUUAAUUUCCUCCUGGAAAGAGCUUAUACCCUUCUGAAUGCAGAAAGUUGGGAAGCUUGCUAUGCUGCCAUUGCCUUGGCUAUCUAUCGAAUCAUCUUAUUCCCAAACAUGGAUGGUUUCAUAGACAUGACCGCCAUUAGUAUUUUCCUUAUAGAAAACCUUGUACCCAUCCUUUUGGAAGAUUUUUAUUACUACCUAAGUUAUAGACAUUCGAAGAAGAAGGGAAUGAUUGCUUGUUGCGCUGCUCUUUUGUACCAGUGGUUCUUGGAGAAUCUUCCAAAGACAUGA